GAGAGGGCUAUCAGUCUGAAACUAGCCUUUGCAGAGGUUACACGCACGACCUCUUCUCUGCAUAAGUACCGGUCCCCUUUUUGUCGUUGUCGACCGACCACUGCAAACAAAUUUACCAUGAGUGAAAAAGGACCAGGGUACCCAUCCCCGAAGGACGCCAUGCUGACUGGGCCCCGGGAGAAGAUCGUGUGGCUGCCGUGCAUCAGGACAGGCACCGGCAAACCCGACUACGUGGCCACCGUCGACGUGGACCCUACUUCGCCAGACUACUGCAAGGUAAUCCACCGCCUGUACCUGCCUUACCUGGACGACGAGAUCCACCACACCGGCUGGAACACGUGCUCUUCGUGUUACGAUGACCCGACGCGCGUGCGCAACCGCCUGGUCGUCCCCGCCCUCGGGUCGUCUAGAAUCUACGUGCUCGACAUCUCCGAGAACAGGAAACCCAAGAUGUUCAAGAUCCUGGAACCCGAGGUCCUGAAGUCAAUGGGCGUGAGCAACCCUCACACCACGCACUGCCUCCCCAACGGGAAGGUCAUGAUCUCGACCAUGGGCGACGAACACGGCCGCGGCAAAGGCUCCUUCGCCACCUUCGACUCCGUCUCCUUCGAGCCUCUCGGACUCUGGACCAAGGACUCCUCCGACUACGGCUACGACUACUGGUACCAACCCACGCACGACGUCCUCAUCUCGACGGAGUGGGGCUGCCCCUUGUCCUUCUCCAGGGGCUUUGACCCCAAGGAUGUGGCCGCAGGGAAAUACGGGACGCACCUGAACGUGUACUCCUGGAGUGAGCAGCGACUUCUGCAGCGUAUUGACCUGGGUUUGGAGGGCGUGAUGCCCCUAGAAGUGCGGUUCCUGCACGACCCACUCGCCACGCAGGGCUUCGUCGGCUGCGCCCUCUACGCCAACGUCUUCAGGUUUUACCGCAAGGAGGAUGGGACUUGGGCAGCGCACAAGGUGAUCAGCAUUCCCCCCAAGAAAGUGGAAGGCUGGGCUUUGCCUGAAAUGCCAGGUGUGAUGACAGAUAUCCUCAUCUCCCUGGACGACCGCUUCCUUUACUUCAGCAACUGGGCCCACGGGGACGUCCGCCAGUACGACAUCACGGACCCCGAGCACCCGAAGCUCGUGGGCCAGAUCUUCCUCGGGGGGUCCAUCGUCAAGGGAGGCCCCGUCAAGGUGGUGCACGACCUCGAGCUCAAGGAACAACCCGACCCAGUGUACAUCCAGGGCCGUAAGCUGGAAGGAAGCCCUCAGAUGCUCCAGCUGUCCCUGGACGGGAAACGUCUGUACGUGACAGACUCCCUCUUCUCUCCCUGGGAUCGGCAGUUCUACCCAGAGGCCGUAGCGAAGGGGUCGGUAAUGCUGCAGAUGGACGUGGACACCGUCAACGGGGGUCUGACCCUCAACAAAGACUUCCUGGUAGACUUUGGGAAGGAACCCGAAGGACCUUCACUUGCCCAUGAGAUCAGGUAUCCCGGAGGCGACUGCACUUCGGACAUCUGGCUGCCUGCAGGGUCUUCCGAGUGCCCCCACCGCGCCAGCAAGAGUGCACACUGCCAAAUGCCUGCAAAGAUUUAACUUCCCAUUCACUUCUCCUACCGCCAGGAAACAUUUUGUCAAUGAAUUCAGAAACAUUGCGGGCCUGGGAAGUAAAGAGUAAUUGUGCAUACUUACAUAUCAGAUGCACACGGAAUGACACCUGUUGAAG
Molecule: messenger RNA, 1711 nt
Organism: Penaeus monodon (black tiger shrimp)
Lineage: Eukaryota; Metazoa; Arthropoda; Malacostraca; Decapoda; Penaeidae
Product: methanethiol oxidase-like
Molecular function (GO): selenium binding
Source: RefSeq, a predicted model, not a curated record